Messenger RNA from Hipposideros armiger (great roundleaf bat), 2247 nucleotides. It is a transcript of the gene RNPEP, whose product is annotated as arginyl aminopeptidase. The record is from RefSeq and is a predicted model, not a curated record. Bases 29 to 1942 code for a protein of 637 amino acids. Gene Ontology annotation, molecular function: metalloaminopeptidase activity; zinc ion binding. NCBI's taxonomy places the organism in Eukaryota, Metazoa, Chordata, Mammalia, Chiroptera, Hipposideridae. Gene Ontology annotation, biological process: proteolysis. The transcript has 11 exons.
CGGGGCCUGCGCCACAGUCGGCGGCACCAUGGCGAGCGGCGGGCCUCCGGGCCGGGCUCCGCGGGCGCUGCACUCCGCGCGGGCCGUGGACGUGGCCUCGGCGUCCAGCUUCCGGGACUUCCAGCUGCUGCACGUGCACCUGGACCUGCGGGCGGAUUUCGGGAGCCGCACGCUGAGCGGCUCGGCCGCGCUGGACCUGCGCUGCUUGGCGCCCGCGGGCGCGGCCGAACUGCGGCUGGACUCGCACCCGAGCCUGGAGGUGACCGCGGCGGCGCUGCGGCGGGAGCCGUCCGGCCCCGAGGAGCCCGUGCGCUUCCACGUGCGGCCUUUCGCGCGCUACGGCAGCGCGCUGUGCCUGUCCUUCCCGCAGCCCCGGCCCGCGGGGGAGCGCUUCCAAGUGCUGCUCACCUACCGCGUCGUCGGGGCGGGGCCCGGGGUGUGCUGGCUGGCUCCCGAGCAGACAGCAGGGAAGGAGAAGCCCUUUGUCUACACCCAGGGCCAGGCGGUGCUGAACCGGGCUUUCUUCCCGUGCUUCGACACUCCUGCCGUAAAGUACACGUACUCGGCCCUGAUCGAGGUCCCGGAUGGCUUCACAGCCGUGAUGAGUGCUGACACCUGGGAGAAGAGAGGUCCCAACACAUUCUUCUUCCAGAUGUGCCAGCCCAUCCCCUCCUACCUGGUAGCUCUGGCCAUUGGAGAUCUGGUUUCGGCAGAAGUUGGACCCAGGAGCCGGGUGUGGGCCGAGCCCUGCCUGAUCGGGGCCGCCAAGGAGGAGUACGAUGGGGUGAUAGAAGAAUUCCUGGCAACGGGAGAGAAGCUUUUUGGGCCGUACGUGUGGGGAAGGUACGACCUUCUCUUCAUGCCGCCGUCCUUUCCGUUUGGAGGAAUGGAGAACCCCUGUCUGACCUUCGUCACCCCCUGCCUGCUGGCAGGGGACCGCUCGCUGGCCGACGUCAUCAUCCAUGAGAUCUCCCACAGCUGGUUUGGGAACCUGGUCACCAAUGCCAACUGGGGCGAAUUCUGGCUCAACGAGGGGUUCACCAUGUAUGCCCAGAGAAGGAUCUCCACAGUCCUGUUUGGGGCUGCCUACACCUGCUUGGAAGCUGCCACGGGGCGGGCCCUUCUCCGUCAGCACAUGGACAUCGCCGGCGAGGAAAACCCGCUCAACAAGCUCCGCGUGGUGAUUGAACCAGGUGUGGACCCAGACGACACCUACAACGAGACGCCCUACGAGAAAGGCUUCUGCUUUGUCUCCUACCUGGCCCACUUGGUGGGUGACCUGGACCAGUUUGACAAGUUCCUCAAGGCCUAUGUUGAUGAGUUUAAGUUCCAGAGCAUCUUAGCCGAGGACCUCCUGGACUUUUACCUGGAGUAUUUCCCGGAGCUGAAGGCACGGCGCGUGGACGCCAUUCCAGGCUUUGAGUUUGAUCGGUGGCUGAACACCCCUGGCUGGCCGCCCUACCUCCCUGACCUGUCCCCUGGGGACUCGCUCAUGAAGCCUGCCGAAGCGCUCGCCCAGCUGUGGGCUGCAGAGAAGCUGGACAUGAAGGCCAUCGAGGCUGUGGCCAUCUCCGCCUGGAAGACCUACCAGCUGGUGUACUUCCUAGAUAAGAUCCUGCAGAAAUCCCCUCUCCCUCCCGGGAACAUGAAGAAACUGGGAGACACGUACCCGAGGAUCUCCCAGGCACGCAACGCAGAGCUGCGGCUGCGAUGGGGCCAAAUCGUCCUGAAGAACGACCACCAGGAGGACUUCUGGAAAGUGAGGGACUUCCUGCAGAGUCAGGGGAAGCAGAAGUAUACACUCCCGCUGUACCACGCGAUGAUGGGUGGCAGUGAGGCGGCCCGGACCCUCGCCAAGGAGACCUUCGCAGCCACUGCCCCCCAGCUGCACAGCAAUGUCGUCCACUACGUGCAGCAGGUCUUGACACCCAAGGGCACCUAGCGGCACCUGGGGACGUGUGGGGACCCCGCCUCUUCCCAGGGACCGCAGCUUUCAGAAUCAUUGUUCCCAGUUCUGGUUUCCCAGGCGCAUCCCUGAGUUUAUGUCUCUCAGGAUAGUCUGUGGACCUGAGUCCUGAUACCAGGGACCACCUGGCUCCCGGGGCUCCCUGCCCCUUAGAGUCUGGGCAGAACAGAGAGGCUUCUGUUUUUGCUGGUUCCUGAGUCGUUCGCAAAGAGAUGCAUUCUGGCAUUUUUUUCUGGCUUAACCUUUAUUUUAAUAAAUAUUUUAAAGUGAAAAGUGUUUAA